Microthlaspi erraticum is the source of this 1317-nucleotide messenger RNA. The record is from the annotation of a GenBank genome assembly. NCBI's taxonomy places the organism in Eukaryota, Viridiplantae, Streptophyta, Magnoliopsida, Brassicales, Brassicaceae.
AUGACUAGCUUCUCCCGAUCCAAAUCCACUGGAACUAUCGGAUUCCGGGAGUUUAAACAGACCCGACCCGACGAUGACGACUAUGAAGAAGAACAACAUAGCACUACGAGCACAGACUACUACGACGUCUCUACGCCGUUGAGCUCACACGGGUCGAGAUCCGGUUCCGGGUCGGGUCAGUUCACGGUACUCGACCUUCUUGCGGCGGUUCUGAGGAAGUCGCUGGUGAUGUCGUGCACCAUGGAGAGAGGGGACGAUGACGUGACGGGGUCUAUGGAUAUUGGCUGGCCGACGGAGGUUAAGCACGUGAGUCACGUGACGUUCGACCGGUUUAAUGGUUUCCUUGGUCUUCCCUCUGAGCUCGAACCGGAGGUUCCUCCUCGAGCUCCAAGCGCCAGUGUUAGUGUCUUUGGAGUAUCGGCCAAGUCGAUGCAAUGCUCUUACGACGACAGAGGAAACAGCGUCCCAACAAUCCUUCUCAGGAUGCAAAAACGUCUAUACACAGAAGGAGGCCUUCAAGCAGAAGGAAUAUUCCGAAUAAAUCCAGACAACGCUAAAGAAGAGCAUGUUCGAAGACAGCUAAACCGUGGUAUAGUACCACGUGGAAUCGAUGUUCAUUGCUUGGCCGGUUUGAUAAAGGCAUGGUUUAGGGAGCUACCAACAGGAGUGCUUGAUGUGUUGACAGCAGAUCAAGUGAUGAAGUGUAACACAGAGGAAGAUUGUAGCCGGCUCGUGACUCUUCUUCCUCCGGUUGAAUCUGCACUUCUUGAUUGGGCCAUUGGUCUAAUGGCAGAUGUCGUGGAGCAUGAACAGUUUAACAAAAUGAAUGCUCGCAAUGUAGCUAUGGUCUUUGCUCCAAACAUGACCCAAAUGGCAGAUCCUUUAACUGCACUGAUCCACGCGGUACAAGUGAUGAACUUUCUCAAGACAUUGAUCUUAAUGAACCUCAAAGAGAGGGAAAACGCAGAUGCCAAAGCAAGGUGGAUCGAGAAACAAACAUCAGACCCAUCAGAAGAAUGGGAAUCACCACACUCUGAGAUAGUAGUUUCUGAGAAACCAAACAAUAACCCUAAGUUCUUGAGAGUGGCUACUCUGUGUAGGCUAGAGGCUGACAAUGAAGAAGAGUUUUGGAACACUGAGAAGAGAAACGUUCAUGAUCAAGGUACAACUGAGAAUAUUGGGACUGUUCAAAGGCUGUGUAAGCAUCCAUUGUUUCAUUUAAGCAAAUCUGCGAAGAAACCUCUUGUAAGUAAUCGAGAUGAAGGAAGAAGAGGAAGAGAUGCUUGGGGUUCACGUCUCUCUUCUCUGCCUUGGUAA